AUGCCGGGAGCGGAGGGUCCCAACCAGGGCGACGCCAUGCCCGAUAGAGUUCAGAUCGAUCCGGCAGUAGACGUGGAGUACCGUAGCUACCGAGCAGAACGGGAGGUCGACCUUCCGAUCGUCAUGUCGCUCGUGGACAACGAGCUUUCGGAGCCGUACUCCGUCUUCACCUACAGGUACUUCCUGAGCCAGUGGCCCCACCUCUGUUUCAUCGCCUUCCACGCCGGCCGCCCGUUCGGCGUCGUCGUCGGCAAGCAGGAGCGCCACAAGCACGGCAACGAGCGCGGGUACAUCGGCAUGCUCGUCGUCGAGAACGCGUACCGCGGGUACGGCAUCGGGUCCGAGCUCGUCCGCCGGUGCAUCCAGGUGAUGGACGAGCGGGGCGCGGAGGAGGUGGUGCUGGAGGCGGAGGCGACGAACGUGGGCGCGAUACGGCUGUACGAAAAGGUGGGCUUUGUACGGGACAAGCGGCUGCGACGGUACUACCUGUCAGGGCUCGACGCGUACCGACUGAAGCUGCUCCUGCCGCUGAAGCAGCCAAUCGAGACCAUCGGCGACGGGCAGGAGGAAAUGAGCGCGGCAGUCUCGGCAGCGGAGCUGGCCGCGCUGCGCGUCGACGGCAAGCAGGUGGCUGGGGCGGGGGGCUCGAACGGCGCGUAG
Molecule: messenger RNA, 660 nt
Organism: Pedinophyceae sp. YPF-701
Lineage: Eukaryota; Viridiplantae; Chlorophyta; Pedinophyceae
Source: the annotation of a GenBank genome assembly